GCAAGUUUCCUCACGAUGUUUUCCUGCACCGUUAAAGCAAGUGAUAAUUCACAAAACGCCAUCUAGUUUAUGUGAACUUUAUGCCUAUCCUAGGUAAAUUAGAUAUUGAAGCGGCUUCAAUACGUAUAGGUAUUAGACUAGGGAUAGAGCGACAAAAAAUGCGAGUAGCCGGAAUGCGCCGAAUCACUUUUUAUCAAAAGGCUGCAGUCGUUAAGCUGUGUCAUUCACAAUAGUUUAAAAAUCGGAAAAUGUUGAGCGAAAAACUAUCGUGAACAAUAGUCCUAAAAGCCUGUUUUACAACUUCUGAGUAUUACGUCAUAUGGACGUCAUAUUAUGUUGAAUUAAGCACUGUAUAUAAUAUAGCAAACUACGUAAUAUAUUAUGCUAGCUGUAUUCAUAUCAAGUAAAUGUCAAUUAUUGUGAAAGUAGUAUUAAGAUAUUUUUAUUGUGUAACUUGUUGUCAAAUUGUGCAUCAGUUUUAUGAAUCGAAUAAUAAAAAUAUAAGCCGACUAAAUACAAAAGUCAGACUCUAAUCUCCCAAAUAAAUGGUUAUAACCUGAGUACGAUCUACAGUAACUAAUACGAUAACAAUCUAAUAAAAUUUACUUGAAACAGACCUUAAGUCUUUUGCAAUACUGACUUUUAAAAGAUAUCGUCCGCGUACCCUUUUUCUAGUCUUUGCUUACGGCUAUACCUGAGUGGAAUAGGCUUUGUGACGAAUAUGAAAAAGUAGCCUAUUUUCUUUACAGCUUACACUUUAUCAAAUUUUAUCAAAAUCGAUUGAGUGGCUAUUUUACAGCGGGAAUUUUAGUCUCGAAAUUGACUCAAGCGAAGCCGCGCACUGAAGCAAAUAUACUCUUUACUACAUCGUAACAUCUUAACAUUAAUAAGGCAUUAUGGGAACAAACAUCUGAUGAGUUUUGCGCAAGCGUAGUGCAUUGCAUUACUUUGUAAUUCCAGUUUUGUUGUAAAUUCCUUAUGGGCAGUAACUACCCAUCGUGCAUGCUACUCUUUCAGUUCAGUUGUGUUAAAAAGAGCUAAAAACGCCCUAAGUCUCAACGCAGACGCUGUUAGGUUGAUUUAUUAAUUUAGCAAUGUAUUUUGGACAACUAAGUUUCAGCUCCUUGUCGCCAUUGUGUCGUGUGUUGGUGUUCAACAAACCGAUGUAUACAAAGAUAUGGGAAUCUGCGUAACAGCUUACUUUAUAAAGUUUUUUUUAUCGAACUCCACAGUCAACAUCGGGGACUCUUGUGAAUGGCGUACAGGAAUCCCCUAGCUUAAAACUGCAGGGAAGAAGUUGGGGUUGGAAGGGGAUAGCUGGAAAGGAAGUGUGAGGGAAAUAUAAGGAAACCUCUUAGGAUGGGAGGAUAGAAGAAGACCAGGAAAUGUUUGCGAACUUUAUGGACCUCAAUGUGAAUUGGCAACCAUGAGGUGUCCACACUUAACUGUGUGCCUAGGGCCGCGACAAAUGUACCCCCGCGGUAGUGUAUGGAGUUUUGUGUUAAAGUAGAACUCUUUUACGAAAACAUCGUGUAUUAUUAAAAUAUGUUUCAUUAAUUUGAUUAUAUUCUGAGGGUUAAUGGAACAUUGGCCCAGAUUUUUUAUUGAUAUACGUUUUCUAUUGAAACGGCAUGUAGGGCAGUUAAAGUACAGUUAAUUUUGCGAAAAGGUUUUCUUAAAUGGGCCGUCUAUUGUCGUGUGGGUUUGUUGUUAUCAUACAUGGGCUAUGACCCCUAAUUUGAGUCCUAAAUCGACUAAUUUCAAUUAAUGUUUCUCUUAUAAUUAAACGCGUAAGCUGUUGAGGAUUCCAAAUUGACGAUUAAUAAGAUUGGUAAAGUUUUGUAGUACAAGUUGCAUCUCUACCUAUCCAUUUGAGAAUAAUAGGCGUGAGCUUAUAAGAACAAGGACAUCGCUAAACAUUACCUACUUAAUUUUAUAUGUAGAACACAAAAAAUAUUAAACAUUGACGUUUCUUAAGUCAUGAAUAAAUUCAUUUGAUAAAUUAAAAUUAUUUUUUUUAAAUAUUAUGUAUAAGUGCUAUGUUUGAAUCAUAGUUUUAAUUAAUAAAAUACGAAAGCAAUUAGUUAUAAAUUAGUUACGGUACAAGAGUUAAUAAUUAUUUUUUACUAUUCUGUGAAUAUUUCCAAGAACAGUUUGAAUAACAUUAAUUUCCUAAAACAUUUUUACGUCAAAUAAUGUCAGAAUAAAGUGUGACCAUGGGUUGUGGUCCUUCACGCGACAUGGUCAAAGUCGGGGGAGCUACCAGCCCGGGGAAGGUGGCGAAUGGCAAAACCGCUGACCCCGACGAGCCUGAUGAUCUACCGACCGUGGUUUUACCAGACACCCCGGCUCAGGCCAAGCCUCCGGUAGCAUUCGAAAUCCCAGUGGAAGAGUUUGACGGUAACCGGCGACCAUCUAACACCCCGCCAGCUCACCUGCAACGGCUGCUGCAACCCCCACAGCCAGAUAUCAGCCUACCAGAGAUCGAGGAGAAGCUAGCUGAAGCGGAACAGAGAAGACUUUCGAUCCUACAACAGCGUGCAGCGUCUGCCCAAAAACGAGCUCAGAAGAUGAUCAGAUCUGUCCACGAAUUGGACACGCUGGCCGCGGAACAUGAGCCGACUGAAACGAAUAAGCUUGGCACAAACACGCUGACCAUCCCGCCGGAGCCAGGAGUGUGUGAAGACAAGAACAUAGCGUGAAGAUACGCUAACAUUCUCAAUUUUAAUAAGAUAAUUUUAUUUAUAGGAUAAGUUAUUUAAUCAAUGUCAAGGAGCGUUAGACUUAUAUUUAUAUCGUAUUAUUAAAUAAAAAAGUAACAUAGAAUUCCUUAUGAAAUGAAGCCGUUAUUAAUGUACAGUCAGCCUCAGAAUUACCGCAACAAAUUCAAAAUGCUUCCACACAUUAACCUCAAUUAAAAUAUUCUUUUUUUUACCUAAAACACAGUAAACCCUUUGAAGUUUAUUUUAGUGAAGAAAAACGAUGGUUGAUAAUAAUACAAAAACAAAGACGAUUUGAUAUUUUUAAUUUAUUCAGCUACUUUUGUGACUGACUGUACCCAUUAAUAUUGUUUAAAGUAAUAAUUAAAUUAUCUGAAGAUUAAUAUAAUUUUUACUAAAUUUCGAGUUGUACGAAUAACAACUGCAUUUUAUUACUUUACUUAUCCUUUCAAGAGUAAGUCGUGACGAUAAGAAACACAAAAUAUUUAAAAUUACCAUAAAUUAUUCCUGUUUUUAUCAAGGAAUUGUAAAUAGGAAGUAAUUUUAACAUUUUCUUUAUGAAAUAAACGUUUUUAAAUUUCCA
This is a messenger RNA of Manduca sexta (tobacco hornworm), 3303 nucleotides long. RefSeq lists its product as uncharacterized. Lineage: Eukaryota; Metazoa; Arthropoda; Insecta; Lepidoptera; Sphingidae. The record is from RefSeq and is a predicted model, not a curated record. The transcript is spliced from 4 exons. Gene Ontology annotation, biological process: regulation of microtubule polymerization or depolymerization. Bases 2217 to 2702 code for a protein of 161 amino acids.